Molecule: messenger RNA, 1960 nt
Organism: Setaria italica (foxtail millet)
Lineage: Eukaryota; Viridiplantae; Streptophyta; Magnoliopsida; Poales; Poaceae
Product: F-box protein SKIP2
Exons: 1
Coding region: 176-1810 (544 amino acids)
Biological process (GO): SCF-dependent proteasomal ubiquitin-dependent protein catabolic process
Cellular component (GO): SCF ubiquitin ligase complex
Molecular function (GO): protein binding
Source: RefSeq, a predicted model, not a curated record
CCGUCCCCAUAAACUCUGCUCGCCCACGGCACGAUACUUUCCCCAUUCCUCCCAUAGUCCCCAUCCCCUUCCCUUCCCUCCCCCAGAUCGGCAGAUCCGCCCGCACCUACCCCCGCGGCGCGGCGCGCCUCCCGGAUGGCCACCGUCUCCCCCGCCCGCCCCGGGCCGCCGUAGCAUGGGCCUCUCCCCAUCCUCCCUCUCCAAAUCCAGCCCCAGCUCCCCGCCGCGCCGCAGCAGGUCGCUCUCCCCGAUGGCGCCGCCGCUGCUGCGGACGACCGCGCCGGCGCAGGUCGCCGCGGGGGGCAGCGGCAGCUCCUCCUCCUCGUUCCCGCCGCCCGCGCGGGACUACACGCAGGACCUGCCCGACGAGAUCCUCGCGCUCGUCUUCGCGUCGCUCUUGCCCGCCGAACGCAGCGCCUGCUCCCUAGCCUGCGCGCGCUGGAAGGAGGUCGACGCCGCCACGCGCCACCGCCUCUCCCUCGACGCGCGGGCCGGGCUGGGCCACGCGGCGCCCGCGCUCUUCGGGCGGUUCACGGCCGUCACCAAGCUCGCGCUACGUAGCGCGCGGGGCUCCGGCGCGGACAGCCUCGCCGACGAAGGCGCCGCGGCGGUGGCCGACGCGCUGCCCACGGACCGCCUCGCCAGGCUAAAGCUCCGCGGGCUGCGUCAGCUGUCUGACACCGGGCUGGCCUCGCUCGCUGGCGCCGCGCCGGCGCUCCGAAAGCUCUCCGUUGCGUCCUGCGCCUUCGGGCCCAAGGCCUUCGUCGCCGUGCUUCAGGCUUGCCCACUCCUUGAGGACCUCUCCGUCAAGCGCCUCCGUGGCCUCCCAGACACGGCCGGUGCCGCCACUGCCAUUACCGAGGAGAUCAAAUUUCCACAGGCGUUAUCCCUCCGUUCGGUUUGCUUGAAGGAUCUAUAUAGCGCCCCGUCCUUUGUGCCGCUUGUGGCGUCCUCACCGAACCUCCGCUCGCUCAAGAUAUUGCGGUGCACCGGCGCCUGGGACCUGCCAUUGGAGGUCAUCACUGCACGUGCUCCUGGUCUUGUUGAGCUUCACCUUGAGAAGCUCCAGGUGGGCGACCGUGGCCUUGCUGCGCUAUCGGCCUGCAGAAAUCUGGAGGUUCUGUUCCUUGUCAAGACCCCUGAGUGCACUGACUUGGGCAUCAUCAGUGUUGCUGAGAGAUGCCACAAACUCCGCAAACUGCAUAUUGAUGGGUGGCGCACAAACCGAAUUGGAGAUUUCGGACUCAUGGCCGUGGCACGAGGAUGUCCGGACCUGCAGGAGCUCGUCUUGAUUGGUGUCAACCCCACUGUGUUGAGCCUCCGGAUGCUUGGUGAGCACUGUCGUGCGCUAGAGCGGCUCGCGCUUUGUGGUUGCGAAACUGUGGGGGAUGCUGAGAUCAUUUGCUUGGCUGAGCGAUGUGCUGCGCUCAAGAAGCUCUGCAUCAAGGGAUGCCCGGUGUCAGAUCGUGGGAUGGAAGCACUGAAUGGGGGCUGCCCCAGUUUAGUCAAGGUGAAGCUGAAGAGAUGCCGUGGAGUGUCAUACGAGUGCAUCGAGAAUCUGAAGGUUACCAGGGGGGAAUCAUUUUCGAUCAGUUUGGAUAUCGUGUUGGACCAUGAUGCUGGGAGUGCUAGUGAAAAUGGUGUCCAGGAGACAGGGCAGGCACAAAUAACUGAGCUGGCUGAUCAGAUGGCUGGCAUGGACCUUCCAACCAAUUCUGUUGGCGCACAAUCAUCAACUCAUACUAUUAACAGGGUGAGUCGUGUCAUGUCAGCGAUCCGGCGUAGGUUUGGCAACCCUCCGCCACAGUGAUAUGAGAUGGCAAUGUUAUGAACUGUUGUUAUUCCUUAUUUUCUAAUCACAUUCAUGUUUAAGCUUAUUACAUUGCCUGGCCGGUCCGUGCAAGAUAAGUCUAUGGAUGUUUCUUCAUGUUGAUUUUAGUGGCUAAUUGCAUCAGCAUUA